Messenger RNA from Branchiostoma floridae (Florida lancelet), 503 nucleotides. Its product is annotated as ras-specific guanine nucleotide-releasing factor 1-like. The transcript has 5 exons. The coding region runs from base 1 to 498 and encodes 165 amino acids. The record is from RefSeq and is a predicted model, not a curated record. NCBI's taxonomy places the organism in Eukaryota, Metazoa, Chordata, Leptocardii, Amphioxiformes, Branchiostomatidae.
AUGCAGGACGAGGUGAUGCAGGACGAAGUGAGCGAGACAGAGAACAUCCGGAAGUCGCUGUCCAUAGAGCGCAUGAUCGUGGACGGCUGCGACAUUCUGCUGGACGUCAACCAGACCUUCGUACGGCAAGGAACUCUGGUGCAGCUGUCUGUUGACCGAGGCAGAUCCUCCUCCCGUGUUCGCCUCAGCAACAAGGACAAGGAGUCGGCCCGCCAGUGUUUCCUCUUCUCCCAGCACCUCAUCAUCACCACACGGGGCUCCGGUGGCAAGCUGUACCUCAGCAAAGUGCGCAAGGGCGGGGCGAGGAUUUCUCUGAUGGACGCUACUCUAACUGAGGACAUCACGGAAGGCUCGGAUGAAGAAAGCACAGACUCCACCAUCACAAGCAGCGAGAAUGAGUCCUUGGCGUUCAAACUGACGGUGGAGAGUAAGCAGGGUCCGCCGGCCGUGUACGUCCUUAUGGCGGCAACCACCCAGGAGAAAGGCGGCCUGGUGUAGCCAUA